UUAGUUCAACCUAUUUCAUUGAAUAUUCUAUUGCGGAACUCACGACCCGGAAGUGAAUGUUGGGCCCCUUGACUGUAGAGAGGGAAACCCGUUUGUCGGCCUUUUCGACUGCCAUGUCAAGCUUUCACAAGACCUUGAUUAUCGACGGGAGGGGUCACCUCCAGGGCCGCUUGGCCUCGUUGGUGGCCAAGAACCUGCUCCAAGGUCAAAAGAUUGUGGUGGUGCGAUGUGAAGACAUCAACAUCUCUGGCAGUUUCUACCGAAACAAGCUGAAGUACUUGCAGUUCUUGCGCAAGAGGACCAACACCAAGCCUAGCCGAGGUCCUUACCAUCUCAGAUCACCCAGCCGUAUCUUCUGGAGAGUCAUCCGAGGUAUGUUGCCCCACAAGCGUGCCCGAGGCAAGGGGGCCCUGAACAGACUGAAGGUGUUUGAAGGCGUGCCCCCUCCUUACGACAAGAAGAAGCGCUUUGUUGCUCCCCCUGCCCUGCGAUCUGUGCGUCUCAAGCAGAACAGAGAUUUCUGCAAUCUGGGUCGCCUGGCUCAUGAGGUGGGCUGGAAGUACAAGGACAUCAUUGAGAGUCUGGAAGAGAAACGCAAGGCUCGCUCCUGGGAACGUUGGAAGGUCAAGAGAAGUGCGCUGUCACUUCGUCGCAAAGCAGCCCGGAAUGUGAAGACCAAGGUGGCCCCCUACCAGAAGAUCAUCCGUCAGUAUGGCUACAGAUAAACAACCAACAAGUCGACAUAUUCAACCCACGUCCCUACACUAUUAGUGGAAGUCGUCUUAAGUCAAAAAUUACUCCCAAGAUUAAAUCUUGUGUUUGAAAGUUGCAUAAGGCAGUCAUCAGGAUUCUCAAUUGUUUUUUGGUUUUCGAAAAAGCUGAUAAUACAUUAAAGAUAUCGGAAGAAAAAUGUAA
Molecule: messenger RNA, 915 nt
Organism: Patiria miniata (bat star)
Lineage: Eukaryota; Metazoa; Echinodermata; Asteroidea; Valvatida; Asterinidae
Gene: rpl13a
Product: 60S ribosomal protein L13a-like
Exons: 8
Coding region: 57-725 (222 amino acids)
Biological process (GO): translation; negative regulation of translation
Cellular component (GO): cytosolic large ribosomal subunit; ribosome
Molecular function (GO): structural constituent of ribosome; mRNA binding
Source: RefSeq, a predicted model, not a curated record